Molecule: messenger RNA, 1380 nt
Organism: Pyricularia pennisetigena
Lineage: Eukaryota; Fungi; Ascomycota; Sordariomycetes; Magnaporthales; Pyriculariaceae
Exons: 1
Coding region: 1-1380 (459 amino acids)
Biological process (GO): protein phosphorylation
Molecular function (GO): ATP binding; protein binding; protein kinase activity
Source: RefSeq, a predicted model, not a curated record
AUGCACACACUCCAAGAGCUGCGCUCUGGCGCAUGUAAAGGGCUCCCCAAGCUCAAAUUGACUUGUCGGCUGGAUGAUUUUCCACCAGAGAUUCUCUCUCUUGGGCAAGACCUAGUGCAUCUGGACCUGUCAGGCACAGGCAUCUCCUCUCUUCCUUCUGACAUUGGCGCCCAGCUACCCAACCUCAAAAUCUUGUUCUUGUCGAACUGCAACUUCACAAACUUUCCCUCGGCCCUUGCAUCAUGUCCGUCUCUCUCGAUGGUCGCCUUCCGCGACAACAGCAUGACCUCAAUCCCUGAAAACUCACUACCGCCAAAGCUGAGGUGGCUCAUCCUAACGAACAACAAGAUUACGGCCUUGCCGAAGUCCAUUGGCUCCUGUGGUCAGUUGGAAAAGUGCAUGCUCGCGGGGAAUUUCCUUACCGCGCUGCCGGACGAGAUGGCGGGAUGCCAGAAGCUGACCCUUUUGCGCCUGUCGGCCAACCGAAUCGACCAGCUUCCUGACUGGCUUUUCCACCUCCCCAACCUCGCAUUUCUCUCCUUUGCCGGGAAUCCCUGCACAGAAUCGGCACGGACGACCAGCCGCGCCCGUCGCAACUCGGACAGCCUUCCACGGAUUCGCUGGUCCGACCUCACGACGCACGAGGUCCUGGGCGAGGGAGCCUCGGGCAUCAUCUCCAAGGCGACCUGGCGCCGGGAUGGCUCCGAGGAAGACGUGGCCGUGAAGUUGUUCCGUGGCUCGCUGACCAGCGACGGCACGCCAGUCGACGAGAUGCGGGCGUGCAUGUCUGCCGGGGCGCACGCCAACCUCGUCGACGUCCUGGGCCGCAUCCAUGGACAUCCAGACGAGGGCCGGAGCACUAGGGCCGGCGGGUUUCAGGGCGGGCUGGUCAUGCAGCUCAUCCCCCCGACGUACCGGACGCUGGGCAAGCCUCCGUCUUUGGAUAGCUGCACCAGGGAUUGCUACGACGCCUCGGACCCGCCGCUUUCGGCCGAGACUGCCGUAAAGAUCCUAGCGGGCGUGGCGGCCGCCACGAGGCACCUGCAUUCCAACGGAAUCUACCAUGGUGACCUGUACGCGCACAACAUCAUGGUUGACGACGAGGCGCGGGCCCUGCUGGGGGAUAUGGGGGCCGCAACAAUCUACGGGGAUGACGGGAGGUUCCCGUUGCUCGAGGGGCUCGAGGUGUUAGCUUUUGCCCACCUAGUCGAUGACGUGGGCGGGCUGAUGCGUGACUCCGACUCCGAGUCGGCCGGGGAGGUUCUAGAACGGCUCAAGGGGUUGCAUCGGCAGUGUUCGGUGUCCCAAGUUGCCGACAGACCAUCGUUUGGGAGCAUCCUCGAGACGUUGCAGGGUUUGUUGGUGUUGUUGCAAGGGUGA